Molecule: messenger RNA, 867 nt
Organism: Rotaria sp. Silwood1
Lineage: Eukaryota; Metazoa; Rotifera; Eurotatoria; Philodinida; Philodinidae
Source: the annotation of a GenBank genome assembly
AUGGCACCAAUAAGUCAAAUAAAUAAACGACAACCUUUUUACAACGGUGUUAACCUUGAUCAACAACGAUCAAUGUCGAAUGGAGAUAAUAAGAAUUUAUUUGAUGUCAAGUAUAAAGUACUACUACUUGGUGAUACACUUGUAGGCAAGACAUCAUUACAACGUUUUAUUGCUGGUAAAGAUUUUCGGACAGAUAUUGGUGCUACUAUUGGUGUAGAUUUUGUUAAUAAAAUUAUUCCUAUUGAACAAUCUAAAAUUAAUUUACAAAUAUGGGAUACAGCAGGUCAAAGAAAUUUUCGAACAAUUGGCCGAGGUUAUUAUGCAUCAACAAAAGCCUUUGUUCUUGUUUAUGAUGUUACAAAUAUGGAAUCAUUUCGUUUAAUUGAACAUUUUAGUCAAUUAAUUGAACAAACUGGAUUAGAUAUCGAACGUCGAUAUUUAGUAGCUAAUAAAAUUGAUUUAAUUGAAGAUCGAAAAGUUGAUGAAGAAUUAGGUCAACGAUUUGCACUACGAAAUAGUAUGACAUAUUUUGAAACAAGUUGUAAAACAGGUGAAAAUAUUCAAGAUUUUUUUGAACAAAUUGCUUCUGAUCUUGUUCGUCAACAUCAUCCAAAAUUACUGGAAUCUCAUUUACCAAUAUUAAAUAAUUUUGCUUUUAAUUAUCAUGUUCCACCAACAAUUGAUCAUAAAUUAAGUGAAAAAUUACGUAAUGCUAAUAAUCAACAAAUUGAUCACACAAAAAAGAAAAGUAAAUUUAAACGUUCAGAAUUUUUAUUAUUCAAUUCAACGAAUAAAAAAGAAUGUUUUCAUUUUCAUCGUUGUUUUAUUUGUUGUAAUCCAAGAAAAACAACCGAUACUGAAGAUUAA